CAGCCUGUGCUGUGCUUACCCUCAAAGGAGCACACCAACACUCACAGCGACACGAUCAUAGUGUGUGUACACCCUCCUGCAGCCUGCACUCCAAACCUACAGAUAAGACGACUGAGAUGAAUCCUGAAGGUGUUCCACUGCAGGGAAGAGGAUAUGAAGGAUAUCCAGGAUAUCCAGGAUAUCCAGGACAGCCUGGAUAUCCAGGACAGCCUGGAUAUCCAGGACAGCCUGGAUAUCCAGGACAGCCUACAGUGCUUCAGUCCACCACUGUGAACAUCGUCACUGAGCCCCCCAAAGACUACAUCAUCUGGUCCCUCUUCUCCUUCGUCUACUCAAACCCUUUCUGCCUCGGACUGGUGGCUCUCAUCUACUCCAUCAAGUCCAGAGAUCGGAAGAUGGUUGGUGAUCUGGAGGGGGCUCGACAUUAUGGAGGAACCGCCCGCACCUUCAACAUUAUAUCUUCUGUUUUGUUUGGCAUAGGGGUCCUAAUCUCCAUUAUUAUGUUCUUUGUGAUCAUUGUGAGACUUCAGGAAAUUUCAUAUAAUCAUUAUGAUUAUGGUUAUUAUAGAAACGGAUAGAAAAUGAACUGUAAAAUCAUUUUGGUUAACUGAAACUAAAAUAAAAACAAGGCUUUGCAAAAUAAAAACUAUAACUUGCCUACCUUUUAACCACUUAUGAACCAAUACGCAGUCUGCGAUCCUCUGGCAGAGCCCUACCGGCUGUUCCAGGC
Molecule: messenger RNA, 730 nt
Organism: Labrus bergylta (ballan wrasse)
Lineage: Eukaryota; Metazoa; Chordata; Actinopteri; Labriformes; Labridae
Source: RefSeq, a predicted model, not a curated record